Argiope bruennichi is the source of this 788-nucleotide messenger RNA. RefSeq names its product single-stranded DNA-binding protein, mitochondrial-like (gene mtSSB). Gene Ontology annotation, cellular component: mitochondrial nucleoid. NCBI's taxonomy places the organism in Eukaryota, Metazoa, Arthropoda, Arachnida, Araneae, Araneidae. Gene Ontology annotation, molecular function: single-stranded DNA binding. The transcript is spliced from 7 exons. The record is from RefSeq and is a predicted model, not a curated record. Gene Ontology annotation, biological process: positive regulation of helicase activity; mitochondrial DNA replication. The coding region runs from base 235 to 717 and encodes 160 amino acids.
GAAUUUUUGAAUUUAAUUUUUAUGAUUAUAUUUUCUAAUUAUUUUUUUAACUUUAUUGUCAAAUAAAAAAUACGAAAUGAAUCAUAUAAGAAAUGUGUUUUCAAAUCUAGUUUUACAGAAAAAUAUAUCGACAAAAUUACUGAUGCCUCUGAAAUCUGUGUAAGGAAAUGUCCACAAAGGAGGUGACUUUUAAAUUCAAACAUGAUAAAUCAUUGUAAGCUGUGAAUAUAGAGCAUGGGAUAUCCACGAGUACAAAACAAGAGAAUCUGUAUGCCAUUAUGCAGUAAAACUAGACAAUGUUCCACAACAAAUAUGAAUUCUGAAGAUGCUUCAAGGAUGCAUUUAGAAAAAAGUGUCAAUCAUGUUACUCUAUUAGGAAGAGUUGGUAUCGAUCCGCAGCUCAGAGGCACAGAAACGAAGCCUGUUGUUGUGUUCACUUUAGCAACAAAUACAAAUUAUAAAUAUGAAACAGGUGAAAUUAAACAAAAGACUGACUGGCACAGAAUUACCGUUUUCAAAAAUUCUUUACGAGAUACUGUGCUGGAAUAUUUGAGAAAAGGAAGUAGAGUAUAUGUUGAAGGAAGAAUUGUCUAUAGUGAAUAUAAUGACAAUAGAGGAACCACAUUUUCAUCAACAUCUAUUGUUGCAAAUGAUGUUGUAUUUCUGGGAAACCCCCCGAGAGUUGAGCUGGAAGCAGACACUGAAGAAACUAGUUGAACAAAUAAAACUUUAAAACAAAAUAUAUUGUAAAAUAUAAUCACUGUAUAAAUAAAUCCAUUUUUAAUUUA